Messenger RNA from Suricata suricatta (meerkat), 5426 nucleotides. It is a transcript of the gene SNX27, whose product is annotated as sorting nexin 27. NCBI's taxonomy places the organism in Eukaryota, Metazoa, Chordata, Mammalia, Carnivora, Herpestidae. Bases 163 to 1809 code for a protein of 548 amino acids. Gene Ontology annotation, molecular function: protein binding; phosphatidylinositol-3-phosphate binding. The record is from RefSeq and is a predicted model, not a curated record. Gene Ontology annotation, biological process: signal transduction; intracellular protein transport. Gene Ontology annotation, cellular component: early endosome. The transcript is spliced from 13 exons.
CUCCCCUUUACCUCCGCCGGCAGCUCUGUGGCCGACUCGGGUCCCGCGAGUGGCGGGGCGGGCGCGCGCGCCGGGGGUCGCGCGGCUGCUGAGAAGGGCGAGUGCGCGCGGGGAGGGAGUGGAGGCGUAGGGGGGCGGGGGUACAGCUUGCUCGCUUGCAAGAUGGCGGACGAGGACGGGGAAGGGAUUCACCCCUCAGCCCCUCAUAGGAACGGAGGUGGCGGCGGCGGCGGUGGGGGCUCCGGGCUCCACUGCGCGGGGAACGGCGGCGGGGGAGGCGGCGGCCCGCGGGUCGUGCGCAUCGUCAAGUCGGAGUCCGGCUACGGCUUCAACGUGCGGGGCCAAGUGAGCGAGGGCGGGCAACUGCGGAGCAUCAACGGGGAGCUGUACGCGCCGCUGCAGCAUGUGAGCGCCGUGCUGCCCGGGGGGGCGGCCGACCGGGCCGGGGUGCGCAAGGGGGACCGCAUCCUGGAGGUACAGAGCAGCUCACUGAAGAACGGCGUGAAUGUUGAGGGGGCGACACACAAGCAGGUGGUGGACCUGAUCCGAGCAGGCGAGAAGGAGUUGAUCUUGACAGUGUUAUCUGUGCCUCCACAUGAGGCAGAUAACCUAGAUCCCAGUGACGACUCGUUGGGACAAUCGUUUUAUGAUUACACAGAAAAGCAAGCAGUGCCCAUAUCGGUCCCCACAUACAAACAUGUGGAGCAGAAUGGUGAGAAGUUUGUGGUAUACAAUGUUUAUAUGGCAGGGAGACAGCUGUGUUCUAAGCGGUACCGGGAGUUUGCUAUCCUGCACCAGAACCUGAAGAGAGAGUUUGCCAACUUUACAUUUCCCCGACUUCCAGGGAAGUGGCCAUUCUCUUUAUCAGAACAGCAGUUAGAUGCCCGACGUCGGGGGUUGGAAGAAUAUCUAGAAAAAGUAUGCUCAAUACGUGUCAUUGGUGAGAGUGACAUCAUGCAGGAAUUCCUGUCAGAAUCAGAUGAGAACUACAAUGGUGUGUCCGACGUCGAGCUGAGAGUGGCAUUACCAGAUGGAACUACAGUUACAGUCAGGGUUAAAAAGAACAGUACUACAGACCAGGUGUAUCAGGCUAUUGCAGCAAAGGUUGGCAUGGACAGUACAACAGUGAAUUACUUUGCCUUAUUUGAAGUGAUCAAUCAUUCCUUUGUACGUAAGCUGGCACCUAAUGAAUUUCCUCAUAAACUCUACGUCCAGAAUUAUACGUCAGCUGUGCCAGGCACAUGCCUGACCAUUCGAAAGUGGCUUUUUACCACAGAAGAAGAAAUCCUCUUAAAUGACAAUGACCUUGCUGUUACCUACUUUUUUCAUCAGGCCGUUGAUGAUGUGAAAAAAGGUUACAUCAAAGCAGAGGAAAAGUCCUACCAGUUACAGAAGCUGUAUGAACAAAGGAAAAUGGUCAUGUAUCUCAACAUGCUAAGGACUUGUGAGGGCUACAAUGAAAUCAUCUUCCCCCACUGUGCCUGUGACUCCAGGAGGAAGGGGCACGUUAUCACAGCCAUCAGCAUCACGCACUUUAAGCUGCAUGCCUGCACUGAAGAAGGACAGCUGGAGAACCAGGUAAUAGCAUUUGAAUGGGACGAGAUGCAGCGAUGGGAUACAGACGAAGAAGGAAUGGCCUUCUGCUUUGAGUAUGCGCGAGGAGAAAAGAAGCCUCGAUGGGUUAAAAUCUUCACACCAUAUUUUAAUUAUAUGCACGAAUGCUUCGAGAGGGUGUUCUGUGAACUCAAGUGGAGAAAAGAGAACAUUUUCCGGAUGGCGAGGUCACAGCAGAGGGAUGUGGCCACCUAGCCUUUCCUCACCCCUCCUCUUCACCCUCAUCCUCUCACCCCUUCCGUCUCCUGUGUCAGACAGAGUAACCAUUAACACAAAAGAAGAGAAAAAGGAAAAAAGUCAUUAUGUUCAAAAGCCCUAAACUAAAUACUAUUAAUAAUCCCUCUGAGUUUCAUGUCUCUGGAAUUGAGCUGGUAGAGAACAACAGAUCGGUCCACACCGGGAGCAGCUGAGUUAAGGCAGGAAGUUAAGCCCAACCACGCGCCAGAGGUGUCUUUGUCCUCUGACCUGGGCCUCACACCAACAGACUCUCCUUGCACUAUAUUUUUAAAACUGGAACUAUGAACUCCAUCCAUUUGCACUGUUCAGACAUAUAUAUGUAUGUAUGUAAAAAUUAUAUAUACACAAAUUAGCUGCACGUAUAUACAUAUAUAUAUAUUUCUUUUUAAAUUUCAUAUCGGCAGUACCUUUUUUAGCUUGUGUUUUUACACACCUUUCACUAGAAUUCAUGACUUCUCUCUUGCUCUCUUUAUUUUGAAACAAACUUUAAAAAGGAAAAAAAAAAUACUGGGAAAAUACCUCUCCUCAUGAAGGACUUGAAAAGUUUACAACCUUCUUGGGUUUUUCCCCCGCUUUUUGUAGUGAGUGAGGAUUCUGGCUCAUGGUUGCCACAGAGUCUAAGGAGCAAGGAGUGUGGUUUCUUUAUGUCCCAGGAGGCUGCGGGGAGGGGACGGGGGGGGGGGGGGGUGUUUCGCAAGGGCAGAAGGCUUGUGCACCUGCAGGGGGAGUCUGAAGGCUUGCUGCGGUCCUGGAUCCCAGGACAGCGGUCUGGGCCCAGCCCUGUCCCACUCACGGCCACACUCCCUGUCUCCUCCUUGCUUCCUGAGGGCCCCUGGUGUGCUCUCUCUCCGCUGGCCUACAAUGGAGGGGAGAGGUGGGCUCAGGAGGCUGAUGCCACAGGAACUGGAAACGCUUCGUGGUCCUAAUUUCCCAUUUCUGAAGAGCAGACAGUACUAGGGACCAGAAUUAAAGCCAGUACCUUUAGGCACAAAGAUUGGACUGAGGUAGGGGAAAGGAAGGAAGGACUACCCUGUGCACCUAAGCUUUUCCCCACUCCGUUCCUGACCAGUAACCACCCGUAACCGGUACAUUCUCUGGGACUUCCAUAAACAGCUGUGUUGAGGACGGAGGGGUCUGACAGUAUCCUGAAGGCCUUGGGGAAACCUGGUCAUUGGUCUGUGCCAGCCAGACCAGUGGCCAUCCAAGCCAGCUGGGGACCCAGGAGGGACCAAUAGGCGUAUGGUUGAUGUGGGUUGGAGCUCAACUUUUAAUGAGGAGACUUGAAGGGAACCUUUCUGCCCCUCAAGGAGCUCCUCGCUCACCUGGGGAUUUUGAAACCUAAGAGCUGCGCCCCAGGGCCGGGGAGCCGGGCCCACCAGCUGGGCGAUGCUCUCAGUGCCGGACUCUAUAGAUGCUGCGUUGGCAGCUCAGGCCAGGCUCUGGUGCAACUGAGACACGUCUGUGAGCUAGCUGCCUUUUCUUGUUUCCUUCUCCACUUUCUAAACAAAACCUCCACAGGGUGGCGUCCUUUGCUUUGUCUAACCGGGAGGCAGCCUUGUUUGGUUUAGUCUGUGGUGGGGCAGCUGCAGUUUUCUGUUCUGCUAACUUGGUUUUGCAGAUCAUCGUGAGGCCACUUUCUGUUACCCUGGCAGCUGCUUGCCCCAGGACCGUGUGGGGUCAUACAGGACAUCUGUCUUCCUCCCUUCCUCCAAACCCAGGUGGAGCCGCACAUUGUAGAACGUUCAGAGUUGCAGAGAGCCAGCCCUGAUUUGAAAGUUUUGAUGCACAAUUAGCUUCUUUUGGCUUCCAUGAAUAUGUAAGGAGCCAGAGGGCUCUAGAAAGAGGACACACUGGUCCCUUGCUCCCAGAUGCUGACGAGGGGGUGGGGCUGGCUUUUCCCCACUGCACACCCAGCAGCAGUUUGCCCCUGCUCCAUCAGCAGGGGGGUGGGGAUGAGCAAAUCUGGGAGCCCAUGCAGCAUCCUAGUGCUGACCUCUGGGUGGGAGCUGGGAGGACGCCCUCGGGCUGGGUGGGUGCUACUUGGCUCCCUGGGGCAGAGCGCAAGCUCACCUGGUGUUUUGGGGAGUAGGCAAGGGCACCGCGUAGUAGUCGGGCCAUUGGCUGAGUCUGGGAACAGCCCUCUGUGGCUGUGCCACUGAAGAGCUGCCGCGAGGAAGGGACAGGAGGGAGCCCGGUGCCAGCACCUCGCCCCUCCCCCCCACAGCAGGCCUUGGGGAUGGCCGCAGAGCUCACUGGGCUCCAUAGAUCAAGUGUGUUAGUGUGACCUUCCUCUCUCCUGUUCUGUACUCCCUGGCCCUCACCCCUGCUGCCGCUCUUUAUCCCAGGAUCUGCCCAGGGAGCCUUCUGCCCAGGCUUCUUUUGCCAUUUUUCUCUGGAAAAUGGAGGGUGUCUUCCUCGCCCCGCCCCCGCCCCCCCAGCAGCUCCCACAGGAUCUGCCUGAUCUCCUGUUGUCCUGCCCUCCAUGCCCAGUUUCUACCCUCUUUGGUAAAAGCUCAGAGUUUUGUAUAGAUCAGGGGAAAAGGCAGUCCCAGGAAACCUGUCCCUACAGAAAGGUUCCCUUGGGCUAUGCUUUGGGCUCUCGACUCUUUAUAUUUUUAUUCUCAUCUCCAUUUUCCUGGCCUCCUCGUCCUCUGUCUAAGCUCAGCCCAGCUGUGUGCGCAGGGCAGCUCAGGCCUGGCCCGCCUAGUCCAUCCCGCCAUCACCCAGGCCCCAGCCUGGUAGCUUUGGUUAUCCCCUUAGCGCUCCAAACCUGGUGCCUGGAGCCGCAGCACCGGCAGCGGCAGGAGGGGACAUGUCUCUCUCCCCUCUCAGAAUUUGCCCCCUUAUGGCCUGGCUCUGAGGAGCCACUUUUCCUCAAGGAGACUGCAGCCUGGUUGGCCCAAAGUCUCCAGACCUGGAGGGACUGCUGUGCCCCCCUUCUCUCCAUUGUGCUUACUGUCCAGGUCAGUUCAGAGACCGUUCGGGCUGUUGGAGCCCAGCACACCGCCAGGUCCCCUUGUGAGGUUCGCUGUCCCAUCAGCUUCCCUUUGAACGGGGGCCGAGUGGUUGAUGCUCGGAGAGAGGGGCUGCAGCGGCAGGACUCCCAUGUCCCAGCGCCACUGCCCGCCUCCUCCUGUGACCAGAGCACCGCGCCAGCCCCUCUAAGGCUCUAAGGGAGCCGCUCGGUCCCCAGCAAUAAUCUCGAGUGUGGGGAGCUGGGGUUCCGGGGAGGGCGGUGCUGUGGGCUGCAGGCACUCGGGCAGCUGCUGGAUGGGACACCAGUUUUUUAUCACGCCCCCUUUUUAAGCCGGCAAGCUGGGCUUCAGUUUUCCCCCAGGCCAUGCACACUUUUAAUUUAUUUGAGGAACUCUAAUUGUAUUUUCACUGCAGUAUCUUGUAUUUUUUAUUUGUGAUUUGAGAAAUGUGAAGAGAAAAUACACAGACACAUAAUGGCUAACAGUGUUUUCUUCAGUCCUUGUUAUGCAGCUAACCACUCUAAAAUUGUUUGGUAAUGUCACUUAGUGUAAUUAAUUGUAACAUAUUCUUUUAAAUAAAUUGAUUUAUUGAUGAAACUA